AUGAGCAGCAGACGGAAAAAUCCACAUCCGAAAAGAGCGGUGAACGCGAGGACGGUUUUGAAGGUGAAAGAAGAGCAACCACCGGUGUUGUGUUCGAGGAUUCCUGACGAGGAUGAUGAUCUCGAGGCGAAUCAUCAUCAGAUACAAAAAGAAGAAACGACUUUUAUUGAGAACAAACGAGGUCGCCUUUCCCGAGAGGCUGGUUUACCGGAAGAUUCAGACCGAGAACUCUCGCCGCCGCCGCCGGAAGGAAAAACGAGAAAGUCAAAACGCAUCGUCGAGAAAAUCCAAAAAGGCAUCAUCUACGACAAAUACAAACACUUGCGCUCGCCAAUCCUGUCCCCAGGAAGACGACGAAACAACGGAAAGAAAGGAGUGAAGAGAAAGAGAGGGCACGAGUGCGAUGUGUGCGAGAAGGUGUUUGGAUAUCCAUCACAUUUGGCCAGACACAUGCAUACGCAUACGAACGAGAAACCAUACGAAUGUGAUGUGUGUGAGAAGUGCUUUAGUGAUUCUGGUAAUUUGAAAAGGCACAAGCGUAUUCACACGAACGAGAAAGCGUACGAGUGUGAUGUGUGCGAUAAAGCUUUUCGUCAAGCUACUCAUUUGGAAAUCCACAUGCGUAUUCACACGAACGAGAAACCGUACGAAUGUGAUGUGUGCGAGAAACGUUUUACUCAAUCUAGUAGUUUGAAAAGGCACGUGCGUAUUCACACGAACGAGAAACCGUACGAAUGCCAUGUUUGCGAGAUGCGUUUUCGUCGAUCUGAUCAUUUGAAAUACCACAUGCGUCGCUACCAUUAG
This is a messenger RNA of Bathycoccus prasinos, 804 nucleotides long. Its product is annotated as PREDICTED: similar to Zinc finger protein 271 (Zinc finger protein 7) (HZF7) (Zinc finger protein ZNFphex133) (Epstein-Barr virus-induced zinc finger protein) (ZNF-EB) (CT-ZFP48) (Zinc finger protein. NCBI's taxonomy places the organism in Eukaryota, Viridiplantae, Chlorophyta, Mamiellophyceae, Mamiellales, Bathycoccaceae. Gene Ontology annotation, molecular function: RNA polymerase II cis-regulatory region sequence-specific DNA binding; DNA-binding transcription factor activity. The record is from RefSeq and is a predicted model, not a curated record. Gene Ontology annotation, biological process: regulation of transcription by RNA polymerase II. Bases 1 to 804 code for a protein of 267 amino acids. The transcript has a single exon.